Emiliania huxleyi CCMP1516 is the source of this 1452-nucleotide messenger RNA. RefSeq names its product kynureninase. Gene Ontology annotation, cellular component: cytoplasm. Gene Ontology annotation, molecular function: kynureninase activity; pyridoxal phosphate binding. NCBI's taxonomy places the organism in Eukaryota, Haptophyta, Isochrysidales, Noelaerhabdaceae. The transcript is spliced from 5 exons. Bases 1 to 1452 code for a protein of 483 amino acids. The record is from RefSeq and is a predicted model, not a curated record. Gene Ontology annotation, biological process: NAD+ biosynthetic process.
AUGGCGGCCGACGCCGCCCAGGAUCAGGGCCCCGAAGACGUGGGGUCGUACCUGCGCGAGAUUUCCGAGGUAAACGGCGCCGCGCUCGCCUCCGCCGCGUGCGCCAGAGCGCUCGACGCAGCCAGCACCUUCAGCGCACGCUCGCACUUCGCGAUCCCGCCGCACCGUCCCUCGGCGGCGAGCGACGGCGGCGGCGGCGAGGCGGAGCCGUCUGUGUACCUGACGGGCCAUUCGCUCGGGCUGCAGCCGCGCUCGGCGCAGGGCGCCGUGAUGUGCGAGCUCACCAAGUGGGCCGAGCGCGGCGUGGCGGGUCACUUUGAGGGCGAGCUGCCGUGGGCGUCGUGCGAGGAGGCCGUGGUGCCGCUGCUCGGCGAGCUGGUCGGCGCCGCUGACGCGACGCUCGAGGUUGCGGCGAUGAACUCGCUCACCGUCAACCUGCACCUGCUGAUGGCUGCCUUCUACCGGCCCAGCGCCGGGCGCGCCGGCAUCCUGAUCGAGGCGGGCGCCUUCCCGUCGGACCGGUACGCCGUCGCGUCGCAGGUCCGGCACCACGGGCACGACCCCGCCGAGUGGCUCACCGAGGUAGCUCCGAGGGAGGAGAGCGGCCUCCUCUCCACACACGACCUGCUCGCCGCCAUCGACACGCUGCAGGACUCGCUCGCCCUCGCGAUCGCGCGCGGCGUCCGGCGGAUCAAUUCCUCCCGCGCCGCGCGCAGCGAGCCGCCGAUCCUGCUCGGCCUCGACCUCGCGCACGCCGCCGGCAACGUGCCUCUCUCCCUGCACGACUGGGGGGUCGACUUCGCCGCCUGGUGCACGUACAAGUACCUCAACGCUGGCGCAGGCUGCCUCGGCGCCAUCUUCGUCCACUCGCGGCACGCGGCGGACGACGGGGCCCUCUGCCCUGCCCUGCGCAGGCUGACUGGCUGGUGGGGCGUGCCGCACGCGCCCGGGCCUCGCUUCGAGAUGAGGCGCGGUCGCCUGGAGGGCCCUUCGGCGCGGCGCGACGGGGCGCCCGCCAGCCACGAGCCUCUGCGCCGUAGGCACGGCUUCGACGCCGCCCCCGGCGCGGCUGGCUUCGCGUGCUCGAACGUCAACCCGCUGAUGCCCGCAGGCUACCUCGAGCUCCUCCUCCACGAGGAAGAGCUCACUGUCCCGCGCGCGGCAGCUCAAGCCCAGCCGGCGCGCUGCGGCAUCAGGAUCAUCACUCCCGCCGACCCGCGCCGCCGCGGCUGCCAGCUGUCGCUCCGCGCCGAGAGCGGCAGCGGUCCUCCCGGAGCGAUGCGUGAGCUAGAGGCCGCCUUGCUCUCGCGCGGCGUCGUCGUCGACGCACGAGAGCCAGACAUCGUCCGCGCGGCGCCGGUCCCGCUCUACAACUCGUACGAGGACGUGCGCGUUUUCGUGCUGCGGCUCGCCGACGCACUCGUCGAGCUCGCGAGGCGAUGGGAGAAGUGA